AUGGAAUCAAUCAACUUCGCCAAGGGCUACGACAAAGUGAGAAGCUCCAGCUCCGUUCAUCUAGAAGUCGAGGAUCAAGGUCGCCAUCCACAAGCCACCAAACCAAUCAAAAAAUCCCGAAUCGCGGUCGCCUCCGCCGCCGUCUUCCUCACCGCCGCCCUCGCCCUCAUGCUCUUUGCUCUGAUUCACCACACCAACACCGAACAUCCGUCGCCGCCGGAGGAUCACCCCGUCGCUGCAGCGACGACGCUCGAUUCAAUCAGAGCCGUCUGCAACGUGACCCAGCACCCGGACUCCUGCCUCGCGGCCAUAUCUGCCGCCGUAGGCGGCAAUCCGAAGCCGGUGACCGACCCGGAGGAGAUCCUCAAGGUCUCGAUCCAAGUCUCCCUGAAGAGGUUCGCGGAUCUGGCUUCCCUGUUCCGCAAUUCGUCAGGCGGCGAGUGGGGAUCGAAGGCCGCGGUGGAUGACUGCGUGGAUCAAUUGGGGGAAGGGGUCAGCAACCUGAACCAGUCGCUGGCGGCUAUGGAGGUUGAAGCUAGUACGGAGGGGAAGAUGUUGACGCCGGCGAAGAUCGACGACUUGAAGACGUGGAUUAGUGCGGCGAUGACCGACGAGGAGACUUGUGGGGACGGGUUGGAGGAAAUGGGGGCCAAGGUUCCGGAAGGGGUGAAGGCGGAGAUGGAGGAUUGCAAGCAAUUGUUGAGUAACAGCUUGGCGAUUCUUGCCAAUAUGCCAAGCCUACUCCGCCAUUUCCAUCUCCAAAUGCAUUAA
Messenger RNA from Linum tenue, 771 nucleotides. NCBI's taxonomy places the organism in Eukaryota, Viridiplantae, Streptophyta, Magnoliopsida, Malpighiales, Linaceae. The record is from the annotation of a GenBank genome assembly.